Vitrella brassicaformis is the source of this 2096-nucleotide messenger RNA. The record is from the annotation of a GenBank genome assembly. NCBI's taxonomy places the organism in Eukaryota, Vitrellaceae.
GUUUGAAUUUGAAAAUCAUCCAGAUGAGUCUUUGCGAGCGGGUUGUGACAAGCGUGGGUCAGGAUUGCACCGAGGGUCGAAUCUUCUACGCCAACCGAUGUCACAAAAUAAGCGACAUUCCAAGCAUGCACAUCACAGAGCCUGUUGGACAGACAUCCACUCGCUUUCGACAUGAGUCCUGCUGUCAAUGUCUCUUCAAUUUGGCAAUAAAAUCCCGCAGACAUCGCAGAGAGGUUUUCCUAAAUUGACACAGCCGAGAAUAUGCAUGGUCCGCCCUCUCCUUCCUUCGCACGAGCGCUUACAUGUCCGGUUUCUGUAGCAGUAUGUCUUUGGCGAGCGGCUCAAGGGCGAGAAAAGCGGCCUUCCUUCCCGUACCACCCUCCCUGCGCAAGGGUUUGAGAUGCAUCGAAUACGCACCUUUACAUGUGUCAGCUUACUUGGUGAAGGACUCCUUCCAUCUGGCUUGGAACUCCUCACUCGCACACAGGAGGGACACAGCCUCGAGAGCAAGAGCCUAUAUGCAAGCCAGACCAAGAGCACACGCGUCACAAUACAGACGGAUCAUAUGAAUCUUACACGCAUUUCACUGGGGUAUGUAGCACAGUUCGCCACGAUAUGGUUGGGCACGAGCUCCAGCAAACCACAGUCGCACAGCACACUCACAACCUGACGAACAAGCAAGAGAUGGCGCUAGUCUCAUUUGUCUAUCCCUUUACGACAUGUCUUGUCUCACCUCUGCCUCGUUGAGCUUCUCUAUGUGCUGGGCCACGGAAUGGAAAUACGCCAGCACAACUGUCUCCUGCAACCUCAGUGGUCGCUGUGUCCCAUUCUGGCCCUCAAUGUCCCACGCUUUGAUCUUCAGGCCAGAUCCUCUCCUCUCAUCGGAACCCCGUCUGUGGCCGUCGAGCUUCAGCUCAGACGAGCUGCCCUUCGUCGAAACAAACUGCACAGGUUUCCCGCUCAGAGAUGCACUGCUGCUGGUGGAGCUGUCUUCUCGAAAUCGCUGGGGUUCUGGAUCGGCCGAGGCGUCACAGUCCUGAGGAACAAGUGAAGUGAAGAUAUUCACUUGUCUGUUUCUUGCUAUUGUAGUAUACCAGUGGCCUCUUAUUUGCAUUCCUAAGGACGAGUUCUAUGUGUCUCGCGAUGAGGGGGACAUCAGUCAGCUGAAGUGUCUCGACAUGAGUGAAGCCUGGACACACAGGAGAGGCAGGACCACUCUGUAAGGAUCCCUUGAUGUCAGCCGUGCUUACCUUGCCUGAGAAGAAGACCCAACGCCUCUUCAAAAGCAGCCAUGCGGGACAAAACAGUCGACUGAUGUGGUCCAUAGAUAACACUCCACCCACAAGCCAACAUAUCGGGACCGUCUCUCGUACCUUUGGCAUGCCCUCCUUGUCGCAUGCCCUGUCUAUGUGCCUGUCCAUCUCGUCAGGUCUGUUCUGCAGCUGCUUGAACUCGUGAAGCAGACGCAGACACAAAUUCACCUGCAGAGAUGGCAGCGCAACAGAAAUCGAUGCUGUCUCCUGCCGGCGUGAAGAUAUUUCGGUCGACCUUUGCCUCCUCCACCAUGAUUCGUAUAACAUCUUCCCUGAUGUCCUGAUCCCAUAACGUGCCCUCGCUCGCACGACCUGACAAAACAAGCAAACGCAGAUCAGUCAGACACCGCAAAGGGAGCGUGAAUCGUCCUCACCGACGGCGCGACUGCCAUUUUCCGCUUCCUUCAUGGUCUCCACGUGGGGCAUCAGGCUUUCAAGCGAGGCCAAGCGGUAGAGGUGCUCAAUGUUGUCCACCAGAUGGAACCAUUCAUGCGUCAUGAUGGGCACCCUUUGUAUCUGCCGAGUGCAUCUCCUGGCAGCAUCGAGCCUCACUUGAUUUGGGUCCUUGCCGUCCGGUCCACCCUUGCCUGCGCUGUAGGUCAGGAUCCUUGGUCGGCCUUUUGACCCGCCCUCGGGGAGGGAGCCUCGCCUGAACAUCAUGCGAUGCGGGCUGUCUUGGGGGGCGUCUAAGAGACGACAAACAACCGGAUGGCAGACCAGGGCCAAAAGGGAAAGCCGCUGAAAGGGACCAAGACUCCUAGGGCUCUCAAAAUGCAGGGUGCG